AUGGCUGCGUCACCCGGCGGGAUCUCCGCGGAGCUGCAAGGGGGCAUUACUGCCUUUCUGGGGACAAAGAAGGUCCUUCUGGUGACAAGCGUCCAGCUGCAGGUGAAAUCCAAGUACGACGACUAUAUCUUGGUGCUGACACCCUGGCGAGCCUACGUGCUGCUGGUGACGCUGCCGGUGAGGGUUCACAGCAGCUUCAGCUUCCUGGAGGUGAGGGAGAUGACGGUGCGGGAGCCCAGCUUGGUUGUCAUAGAAAUGGACGCAGCGUCUUACGCCUUCCGGUUCAUGUCCUUCGAUGAUUUGGAGCAAGUCAUCAUCCAUGUCACCAUGUCACUUAAGAAGGUCUUUCCAGACUCCUCCCCUGGGACGCUGCUCAAGAACUCCACCCCCAGCCUGUACGAGAGGAUCCGGCGGAUCACAGACUCGCUGGAGGAGAUGCUGCAGAGCAGCCCCGGGCCCUGCGGGGGGUUUUCGGAGACCUAUGCUGCUUUGUGUGAUUACAACGGCUUCGCCUUCCGCGAGGAGAUCCAGUGGGAUGUGGACAACAUUUACCACAGCCAGGACUGCCGGGAGUUCAACCUGCUGGACUUCAGCCACCUGGAGAGCCGAGAUGUGGCACUCAGCAUCGCCGCCUUGUCCUUCAACCUGUGGUUCACCAAGCUCUCCUGCAAGGACUUCAGGCUGAACCAGGAGAUUUCGGAGCAGCUGCUCUACAUGCUCAGCAAAUCGGUGACAUUGGAGGAGCUGGUGCUGGAAAACAGCGGGUUGAAAGCUGACUUUGCACAGAGGAUGGCCCAGGUGCUCAGCAAUCACCCCGACUCUGUCCUGCACACUAUCAACCUUGCUGGCAACCCGCUGGAAGACAGAGGGAUUGUUGCCUUCAGCCGGCAUGUGGAGAAGAGUCCAAAGGGUCUGCAGAGCCUCAGCUUGGCCAGGACGCUGCUCACUGCCAAAGGGAUGAGCAUGUUAUGCAAGGCCCUCGCAGACAACAAAGCCAUUGGAUCCUCCCUCUGGCACUUGGACCUCUCUGGAAACCCCAGCACCCUGGCUGGGGACGACAUCAGUAACCUGCAGUGUCUUCUCCGCCACUGCCACUCGCUCUCCCACCUCAGCCUGGCUGGCACAGACUGCCCUUUGGAUCCUCUCUUUGGAGCCCUGGUCCACGGAUGCCACACCAGCCUCGUCCAUCUGGAUCUCUCCAGAAACGUGUACUCCCACAAGAGGGUGAAAACCAUCUCCCCUGACAUGAAGGAGUUUUUCAGCCAGGCCUGUGUCCUCAGGCACGUCUCCCUGUCGGGUACCAAGCUCCCAGCAGAUGCUGUAAGGGCGCUGCUCCAAGGGCUGGCAGACAACAGUCACGUCACUGACCUGCACCUGGAUCUUAGCAGCUGCGAGCUGAGAUCAGCGGGGGCCCAGGUCAUACAGGAUCUCAUUCCUGACGCCAGCUCCAUCAGCGACCUGGACCUGUCUGACAACGGCUUCGACCCUGACAUGGUGACGCUGGUGCUCUCCAUCGGCAGAAGCAAGUCCAUCAGGCACGUCUCCCUGGGGAAAAACUUCAACAUAAAAUCCAAGGAGGGGCUGCUGGAUGUCCUGCACCGCAUUGUCCAGCUCACCCAGGAGGAUGACUGCCCCCUCCAGUCCCUGUCCGUGGCUGAGUCACGCCUCAAGCUGGGAACAAACGUCCUACUGAGCGCCCUGGGCAGUAACACCAGCCUCGUCGCUCUGGACAUCAGCGGCAACGCCGUGGGUGACACGGGGGCCAAGAUGCUGGCCAAGGCCCUGCAGAUCAACACGAAGCUCAGGACCCUGGUUUGGGACAGGAACAACACAACUGCCCAUGGGCUCCUGGAGGUGGCUCAAGCUUUGGAGAGGAAUUACACCCUCAAGUCGAUGCCCCUGCCGAUGAGCGACGUGGCGCAGGCGUACCGCAGCAACCCCGAGAAAACAGAGGAGGCGGUGCACAAGCUCCAGUCCUGCCUGACCAGGAACCAGCUGCGGCGCACGCUGCCCGCCCAGACCUUCCGCCUGCAGCAGGGCAUCCUCACCACAUCUUCCGAACAGCUGGUGAACGAGAUCUGCCUGAGCGUGCAGAAGCAGGUCGACGUCCUCAGCCCCUGCCCGGGCAGGGAGGUGGAGGCGGACAUCCUCUGCGCGGAGGAGGCCAUCAGGAACGCCAACCUCUCCGUCAGCAUCCUGCCCCUCUUGUACGAAGCGGGAAACACCCCGUACCAGAACGGCAAGCUGCAGCACAAGCUGGAGUGUCUCACAGAGGAGGCGUCGCAGACCUGCGGCCGGGAGAUCCAGGCGAUCAUGCAGGCAGCGCUGGACACAGCGCUCAGCCUCUGCCCAGCCGUGGUGCAGAAGAGCGGGGUCCGGGACCAGCUGGUCAAUGCCAUGUCGGAGCGGAUCUACCUCCAGGACCACCUCAACCUCAGCGCCGUCCUGGACCAGAUGAUCACCGAUGUCUUCAGCAAGCUGAAUGAAAUCAAGCUGUCUGUCACAGCCGCCGUGGCCGACUGCAUCGUUGACACUGUGCUGGGAGACCUGACCAUCGCCCAGUGCAAACUGGCAGAGAGCCUCCCCAAGCAGGGACUCGACCUCCCGGCACUGCUGCCGGAGCUGGAUGAGGACGAUGCUGCCGUGCUGGCAAGGAGCAGGAAUCCUCCGGACCUCGCCGUGGAGGAGUACAAGAUGGCCCUGCGAAGGAAAAACAAGCAUUUCAGGAGCAUUCGGCCCACACCAACCGUGAGAA
This is a messenger RNA of Eurypyga helias (sunbittern), 2755 nucleotides long. Its product is annotated as leucine-rich repeat-containing protein 16C-like. Gene Ontology annotation, molecular function: protein binding. Gene Ontology annotation, biological process: cell migration; regulation of Arp2/3 complex-mediated actin nucleation. The record is from RefSeq and is a predicted model, not a curated record. The annotation marks the transcript as partial. The transcript has 30 exons. Lineage: Eukaryota; Metazoa; Chordata; Aves; Eurypygiformes; Eurypygidae. Gene Ontology annotation, cellular component: lamellipodium; plasma membrane.